AUGGAGAAAAACGAAAUUAGAGCUGUCAUCAAGUACCUCUGUUUGAAAAAAAUGUCUUCAAAAGACAUACACAGUGACUUAGUGGAAACAUUGGGGGACUCUGCUCCUCCAUAUUCUACAGUUGCACGCUGGGCCAAGGAGUUUAAACUGGGCAGAACAUCCACUGAAGAUGAACAUCGCGAAGGACGCCCAUCCACGUCCCUCACUGAAGACAACGUGAAAAAAGUCGAAGAUGUUGUGUUGGCAGAUCGAAGAGUGACCAUCAGGUAUGAAGCUGAGGUCACAGGGAUCUCAUAUGGCAGCGUUCAAAGAAUCCUUGCGAACGAGUUGCAUAUGAAAAAGGUCUCUGCGCGUUGGGUGCCCAGAAUGUUAACCGACGAGCAAAAGAAAAAUCGAAUUGACAUUUCGAGGGUCAAUCUCCAAAAGUUCCAAGCAGAUCAAGAAAAUUUUUUGUUCCGUUUUGUGACUAUGGACAAGACCUGGAUCCUUCAUUUUGAUCCUGAAACGAAACAACAAUCGAUGACUUGGAAGCGAGCCUCCUCACCGACGCCAAAGAAAUUCAAAGUUUCAAGUUCGGCGGAAAAGGUUAUGGUAUCUGUUUUUUGGGACGCUCAAGGCAUAAUUAUGGUGGAAUAUUUGGAAAAGGGAGCCACUAUUACGGGCUCUUACUACGCAGACCAAAUAAGAAGAUUACGGGAGGCUAUUAAGGAAAAAAGACGCGGCAAACUGCGAGCUGGAGUGCUGUUUCACCAAGACAAUGCACCGGCUCACAAAGCCGCAGUUGCGAUGGCUGCCAUUCAAGAAACGGGAUUCGAACUGCUCGAACACCCUCCCUAUUCACCAGAUCUAGCUCCUAGUUAUUUCUACCUCUUUCCUCGGCUCAAGGAACGCCUCCGAGGCAAGAAAUUCGAAGACGAUAGCGAAGUAAUGGCCGCUGUUGAAGCGUUUUGGGAGGGUCAAAAAAAAAGAAUUUUUUUCAAACGGAAUCCUGGGUUUAGAAAAAAGAUGGACUAA
Molecule: messenger RNA, 1014 nt
Organism: Melitaea cinxia (Glanville fritillary)
Lineage: Eukaryota; Metazoa; Arthropoda; Insecta; Lepidoptera; Nymphalidae
Product: histone-lysine N-methyltransferase SETMAR-like
Exons: 1
Coding region: 1-1014 (337 amino acids)
Molecular function (GO): nucleic acid binding
Source: RefSeq, a predicted model, not a curated record